Molecule: messenger RNA, 783 nt
Organism: Cydia amplana
Lineage: Eukaryota; Metazoa; Arthropoda; Insecta; Lepidoptera; Tortricidae
Exons: 2
Coding region: 1-783 (260 amino acids)
Source: RefSeq, a predicted model, not a curated record
AUGGAGUUCGAUUUAAAGUCAGCGUGUAGUCUUAUACCACUUAUGGAUGGUACUGAAGAAACAACAAAGAGAUUAAUAGAUGCUGUUGAUAUGUAUUCGGGUAUGUUAAACGAGACAGGUAAAAAGUCGCUAAUUACAUUUGUGUUAAAAGGAAGGUUGUCUGAAAGUGCGAAAUUACGUAUGUCAGCUACUUAUACAACCGUAGAGCACCUUAUAAGGGAUUUACGUAACUCACUUUUACCUAAAAAGUCCUUUACAGCAAUCCAUUCCCGACUUCAAAAUAUAAGUCAGGGUUGGCGUAGUAUAGAUCAGUAUGGAUCCGAAAUAGAGAAACUUUUUUCUGAGUUGACUAUAACUCAGGCAGAAGGUAAUUCGGCGAGUUAUGAUGUGCUAAAGCCGCUGAACGAAAAAAUGUGCAUUAAAAAGUUCACAGAUGGUUUGAAGGAUCCAAGGCUCAGCACCAUCAUUGCGGCGCGGAACUUCAGCAGCUUGAAGGAUGCGAUCCAGGCUGCGCAGGACGAAGAUAUAUCGAGGCCGACAACGUCCAGCCAAUCGGAGGUCAUGGGUACCAUAGAGGCUUUGCUCACAACUCGUACAGAGGUCAUCGGCAUCGUAAUCAAAGGGGUCCGCGACAGUACUCCUAUGGUCGAUAUCCUCAACCCCAACAAGGCAACUCGCGAGGAGGUGGCCGUGGAUACAAGUCACGAGGCAGGCCGGCACGAGGGGGUUCAUAUUUCGGGUCCCGUGCCCGAGGGGUCACCGCUCGUGGCAGCCUGCACGUGA